AUGACUUCAGAGGAGGUAGAUUCCUCGUGGCCGUCUAGCCCAGCGAGCUCACGACCCGACGGUGGUGAUGACAAUUUCUCCUCGGAAUCGAGUUCGGAAACUCCAUGUCUAGGCACGGCCGUGGUCUCGGGUAAGGGCGUUACCUUUUCUAUCGACAAUAUUCUUGGGCGCACGAGUGAGCGUCAAAGUGAAGCCCUAAGAGACUGCGGUAAACGAUCUGUCGAAACCGACGGCAACGUUAUCGAUAGAAAUAGCGGAUUGUAUCCCAUGACGAAUUUACAAUUUUCCGAAGCUAAUUUGGUAGAUCCCUCAAAUUACUCAGCAACUUCCUUUGCUUCUGCAUCAUUCUUAUACAACAGUUGGUUCAUUCAGUCAAAACCUAAUCAAAUAUUCGGAUUGCAAGCUCCUAAACCAGGUGGUAGACGAUCACGUAAACCUGGAAUUGAUAGAAAACCAAGACAAGCUUAUAGUGCAAAGCAGCUCGAGAGGCUUGAGGCUGAAUUUAAAGUGGACAAAUACCUGAGUGUGAGCAAGCGGAUGGAGCUCUCAAAAUGCUUGAGUCUGACGGAAGUGCAAAUAAAGACUUGGUUUCAAAAUCGACGGACCAAGUGGAAGAAACAGCUGACCUCGAGAUUGAAGAUGGCCCAUCGCCAGGGUUUCUUUCCACCAGCGUAUUUUCCGCCGACGCAGUAUCCUUUGCUACCCUACUAUUCAGCGGCGCCACUUAUUUUCGAUGAUCCGUCGAUGAGUACCGACACUGUUACACAACAAUUACAACAGCAAGUUCAACGGCAGCAACAAGCACAAGGCAUGGACAACUUGUAA
Ceratosolen solmsi marchali is the source of this 825-nucleotide messenger RNA. RefSeq names its product homeobox protein engrailed-1a. The coding region runs from base 1 to 825 and encodes 274 amino acids. Gene Ontology annotation, biological process: regulation of DNA-templated transcription. Lineage: Eukaryota; Metazoa; Arthropoda; Insecta; Hymenoptera; Agaonidae. The record is from RefSeq and is a predicted model, not a curated record. Gene Ontology annotation, molecular function: DNA-binding transcription factor activity, RNA polymerase II-specific; DNA binding. The transcript has 4 exons.